This is a messenger RNA of Prorocentrum cordatum, 576 nucleotides long. Lineage: Eukaryota; Dinophyceae; Prorocentrales; Prorocentraceae. The record is from the annotation of a GenBank genome assembly.
GUUGAGAAGGCGAAGCAGCUUGCGCCUGACAGGAUCCUCGCUGCAGGGGAGAGCGAUCGUGGCAAAGCCUGGACCAUCAUGAAGGCGAACAACAUCGCUCUGCCCGUGGAGUCGGAGGCCGCGCUCCUGGGCGAAGCGGCCACGUCGGCCAGGAUGAUUGCCGAGAACACCAAGCAAUUCAAGCAGCUGCUAGACAUCAUGGCCAUCUUUGCGCCUGAUGGUGCUCCUUUCGAUCUCCACAGGCCAGUGCUCGGCGCCAUCCGUGACAUGUCUCUCACUGACAAGCUUGCGAGCUUCAACAAAGUUUUGAUCGAGGAGACCUUCUGCGAUUUUGUCAUCCAAGGGAAGACGGGGGUUCCUGCCACUCUGGCCCUGGCUGAGGCGUACACCACCUACUUGGAGGAGGCUCUGGUGACCGUCCCCGAGAACGCUAAGUUCCUGAAGUUCGCAGGGUCCAGUCUCGAUACGAUUCGUGCAGUUGUGGCUUUGACCGAGCCGACAGUGGAGUCGGUAUGUGCACACGCGCAGGAGGUGAAGGAACUCAAGGAUGCAACUGGUAAGUCAGGCAAUCGGUGA